Messenger RNA from Pectinophora gossypiella (pink bollworm), 4913 nucleotides. RefSeq names its product transcription initiation factor TFIID subunit 4 (gene Taf4). Gene Ontology annotation, biological process: transcription initiation at RNA polymerase II promoter; DNA-templated transcription; vesicle-mediated transport. Bases 120 to 2777 code for a protein of 885 amino acids. The record is from RefSeq and is a predicted model, not a curated record. NCBI's taxonomy places the organism in Eukaryota, Metazoa, Arthropoda, Insecta, Lepidoptera, Gelechiidae. Gene Ontology annotation, cellular component: membrane coat; transcription factor TFIID complex. The transcript has 11 exons. Gene Ontology annotation, molecular function: RNA polymerase II general transcription initiation factor activity; DNA binding; structural molecule activity.
UGUCUAUGACUAUGAUGACUACCUAAAACCGAUUAUAACUACAAACAUCAAUACAAUAAUAUAGCAACACUGGCCCAUAUCCUACUACCCCUACCCCUACUUACACCUACUUGUAUAAAAUGGCGUCAGCCGAGUUUUUAGAGCAAGCUUUGUCUACAGAUGUCGACGAGAACGCAGUCAGUGCUAUCGUUGGAUCUCUUGAAAACCAGUUAGUUACCUCAGUCUCUUCCGUAUCGUCACAAAACAAUAUAGUGAAUGUAAUUCCGAGUCAUCUUGGCAAUAUAACGUCUAGUGGAAAUUCUAUUAUUGGUGUACAAAAAUACAACACGGACCAAAUUAGCAGUGUAAUAGAGAGUGCAAACUUUCAGUCUUCAAACAGUGGAGCGACCAAUGUAUCGUAUAAUGUGCCAGGGUCUGUGCAAUCUGCAAUUUCGCAAAGUUUAAGUGGAAAUCUUGGCAAUUCUAACGAACAACUUAAAGUUAUAUACUCGCAGACUCAAAAUUUAUCUAACCCAAACUGUGUGACAUUUCCCACUCAGUCUAUAGGCAACGGCUGUAUUGGUUUAACAUCACAGAACCAAAUAGUAGUACCACAAUCGACAAACAAAUUAAUUACCAUGCAACCGCCUUUAGUGAUAAAACAAGGCACGACAUCUGGCCAAGUUGGUAUGCAGCCUGGGAUGGUAACAGUGCCUAUGACAGUGAACUCUAGUAUGCCAACCUCUAUACCCAAUGUUAUGACUCUCAAUAAGCCAGGAGGACAGAAUGUGGUGGUGACCACACAGAAUCUGGGCUCAGCACAACCUACUAUAAUUCCUAAUGUCCAAAUAUUGAAUAUGCGCCCUGGUGCUCCACCAGUGGGUGCACAGAAAUCUGUGGCUACAGUUUCCCCUAGAGUGGUCAUUGGAACACCUCAAGUGGUUGGAGCCCGACCUGCUACACCAGGAAUAACGCUGCAAACUCUUCAGACUCUACAACCAGGGCAGCCGGGUCAUUUGUUGUUAAAGACUGAGAAUGGUCAAUACCAACUCCUGAGGGUGGGCCCCGCGCCUGCGGCCAACACGCUCACGGCGCCACAGGCUCAGACCAUCCGGCUGUCGACCGUGCCGGCACACCCGGGCGUGGCCACGGUGUCGACGAGCGUGGCGGCUCCGGGGCAGAUGCAGCAGCAGAUGCCGCCGGGGCCCAUCGCCGCGCCCGUGAUCGCUGCCUCCGGAUCUGGCACUCCUCCGCCGCAAGCGCCGACGGUUACUACCCAAAAACCAUCGGACAAUACGAAAGAGAAAUGCAGAAACUUUUUGGCCAACCUGUUGGACUUAUCUAGCAAGGAACCGAAGUCGGUAGAGAGGAAUGUACGGAAUCUCAUACAAGAGCUGAUCGACGCUCAGGUAGAGCCCGAGGAGUUUUGUGACAGACUUGAACGUUUGCUGAACGCCAGUCCGCAGCCCUGUCUCAUCGGCUUCUUGAAGAAAAGUUUGCCUCUACUCCGACAAUCUCUUGUCACCAAAGAGCUAGUCAUCGAAGGUAUCAAUCCACCUUCUCCGCAUAUUGCUUUUUCUACAGUACCUAUACCUUCGCAGCCUAUCUUGUCAACUCCGAAUGUGCAAAUGCUACAUGACGAGGGGAGCUCGAGUCCAACUCUGACACCCCUACUGCCGCCGGUGCUACCGGUAACUCUAGCACCUCCUCUCGUCUCUUCGCAAAAAGGUCUAAUGUCGAUGCAGCCGCCGACGUGCGCACAGCCGCAGCAACAGCAGCAGAAGCCAUCGAACAAAUCUGGGAGUACAAUCGCUGUUCUUCAGAACAUCCCGGUACAUACCAAGAUAAACGUAAACAAAGUGAGCACCGGUAAAUCUAUGACAGUAAACAGCAAGGCUAACUACACGCGGCCGUCGGUUCCCUCUGCGGCGCUCUCCACUGUCUUAACUCCGGGGAAAUCUUUAUUGAAAGAAAAGGAGAAGAAGACUGCGAUGCAGUACUCGUCGCAGCCGUACGUAGACGACAAGAUGGCAGGCGACGACGACAUCAACGACGUUGCCGCUAUGGGCGGCGUUAACUUGGCCGAAGAAACGCAACGAAUUCUUGGCUCGACUGAGCUGAUAGGCACUCAAAUCAGAUCAUGUAAGGACGAGUACCUCGUGCCGAUGGGCAUAAUGCAGAGUCGGUUAAGGGCCUCGACGGCCAGGCAUGAGCUGGAAGAGCCAUCGCCAGAGGUAGCGGGCCUGGUGAGCCACGCCGUUCACGAGCGACUCAAGAACCUCAUCGAGAAACUCGCCGUCAUCGCGCAACACAGGAUCGAUCUCAUCAUCAAGACUGACACCAGAUACGAAGUAACACAGGAUGUGAAAGGACAGCUGAAGUUCCUCGAAGAACUAGAUCGUGUUGACAAGAAACGACGUGAGGAUUCUGAGCGGGAAAUGCUCCUACGAGCAGCCAAAUCCAGGUCCAAGAAUGAAGACCCUGAACAAGCUAAGCUGAAAGCAAAAGCCAAAGAAAUGCAACGAGCUGAACUGGAAGAGCUCAGACAACGCGAAGCGAAUCUCACGGCGUUACAAGCCAUUGGACCUCGCAAGAAACCGCGACUGGAUGGCCCUGGAGUCGCAGGCGACUCCGUAGCUAAUGGUAGCGGGCACAGUGGAAGCGGAUUUAGCGGUCGCAGUCAGCUGGCUCUGCGCACGCGCUUGAAGCGCAUCAAUCACCGCGACAUGGUAUUCCUUCUGGAGCAGGAACGUGAGACAGCGCACUCGCCCAUGUUAUUCCGCAGUUACCUCAAGUGACCUUACGUCAACGAUUGGACCCUCAGUGGCAGACGUGACACGUCUACGUUAAAAUUAGACAAUUACUUCGUUGCACUAUAAUGAUUAAAGUUGGAACACUAGAAUGGAAUGACCUAACAAGGUCCCCAUGUACCCGAAGUUACUUUAGGUAACCUCUAGAUAUUAAUUAAUCUUGUUAAAUCGAAGUGUUUUGUAAUAUAUGUAAAAGAUUUGAAUGAGUGACAAUAUUGACAGAUUAAAUAAUAAUUGUAACAUAGUUAACACCGAAAUGCCAGAAUGUAAUAAAUUGACAGGUUAUUAUAAAUUCUCCAUGAUGAUAUUUUUGGCCAGUGGACGGACUUGCCAAAAGCAGCAUAAUGUUACCUGUAUUUUGUAUUGUACAUAGUAAUCAAGACUAAAACGGUAUCAAAAUUUAUUCAAAUGCCCACAGCAAUUACUACAUACACACUGUAGCUUAUAUUUUUAUAAUACCUGUCAGUGGAAUCUGAAAGCAUGAAUGGUAUUUUGGGAAUAUACAGCAAGGUGACCAAGCGCAGUGACACAUUAUAGGGUCUCAAUCGAAGUGCGGUAUGAAUGAGAGACUUUCCAGGCUACGUUCCCCAAAAACAAUGUAGAUGGCGCUGUCGAUAUUUAACGCGAUAAUUACCUAUUUUCUCAUUACUCGGGUACAUAAUUAGUAAAAAAUACAAUGUAAUGGCAGAAGCAUAUAUACAAAAAUAAUUGUUGCUUUAUAUUAUGUAUAGAAUCAUGUUGCUACCUAUAUUGCUUUUCUUUAUUUUGAUCAGAAUAAUAAUGAGUGGAAGAUGUAAUUGUGCCUGGGUGAAAUUAAAAGGGUCAUCAUUUAUACCCAAAAACAAAGACAAAAGAAACAAGACAAAAUCUGUACAGCGCCAUCUAUACCGUUUUUGAGGAACGUGGCCUGGAAAGUGCUUCAUUGGGUUGUGAAGGGCAGCGCGUAACUAUGUCAACAAAGGGACGCUACCUACGUGUACGGCCGCCAUUUUUAUUUAAGUUAUACGCUGCGAUUUAUAAGAAGUUGGCAUGAAUGAGUAAUCAAUACUCAACAUAAAUCUUAUUUACAAUAAACCCUGGAGUUUACACGCAUCUGUAUCUCCGGCCAAUAUUAAAUUUAUCGCACGCGUUGCGAAUUGCGAUGCUUAAUCGCACUAACCAAGAUAAUUUUAAAUUCCAGAGAGUUACGUUAUUUACAGCGUACCAGACUAUAUACAUCAAGACAAAUCCAACAUGAUAUCAUACUCGUUUUCAAAAAAGUAUGCAAAGUAAAUCGUCUUUGAUUAUUACAUUUGAUAGAGGUUUACGUAUGAGUUACGUAUAUAUUUAUAUAUUUUUUUAAUUAUGGCGCUGAUUUAAAAGGAACAAAGGUUUCAAGCAGUAGUCCUGCCUAUUCGCCAGGUUUCUUUGGGACCGCCAGGUUGUUUUUCUUCUUGCGCGAGUCCGCUUGGCACUUGUCCGGUUAUUAUUUUGCAUGAUAUAUUUUGACUCAAACAUCGAAAGCUGCUGACUUCCAAUAGUUCUAAUCCAAUGUCCAAUCUAAACUUAACUUGUGAAUCUUGUGAAACUUGUGAAUAUGAACAAAAUAUUGUUGGCAACAAAAAUAAAUAAUUUAUUUUAUUGUAUUUCCUCAUUGAGUAGUGAAUUAAAUAUUAUGAACUUGUAAUUAUAUUUACUUAUGAAAUAAGUAAUAGAUAUUAAUCGUUAUUGUCAUGACGCUAAUUUCAUAUAAAUAUUGAAUGGAUUAUUAAAAACUUUUUAUACACCAAAGCCAAUGUAGCAAAUUAUGAUGGAAAAGAUUUCUAUAUUCAAAACUUGCUGUACAUUCCAAUAAAUAUUUUGUUGCAAUCUGCAAUAUAAGGGUAAAUCAUUUAGGAAAUUAAUUAGGUACUUAUUUUUAAUUGUAAAUUAAGUAGCAAGCUAAUAGAUAUUCAUAUUAUAUAGAAUCUACCUACACUGGUAGUUUCUAUAGAUGAACACUUAUAUUAUUUGUGUAUAAAUUGUUUUCCUGUUUCAUACAGGGUAGUUUGUAAGAUAUCAUGCAAUGUUUUUAAAGCUCCAUAUUGUGAAAUACAUGUUUUGUAUAUGAGAAACGAAAAUAAAGUUAUGUACUAUAAAUACCUA